GGCCUUAAACUUUUCCAUAUCUGUAAUCUCUCUUUUGUUCUCUAACACAUUCAGCGAUAUCUUUUGUUGUUUAUCUUCUUAAGUCUCAACGAUCCUUUCACAGAAUAGUAGAAAAGCGAAAAAGAUUUUAGAAUAAUUAAGAUGGACAGUCUUACGCUCACCGGAUUAUUGAAAAAUAUCGCCGGAGAGUUCUCUAACCGGCGAGCGGUGUCAAUUUCUGGCAAGUUUGAUAUGACGCACUCUCAACUCCAUGAACUAGUGGAACGCGCCGCGUCUCGCCUUGUUGAGGCAGGGAUAAAGCCUGGCGAUGUUGUUGCUCUUACUUUUCCUAAUACUAUCGAGUUUGUCCUAAUGUUUUUGGCCGUAAUCCGAGCUCGAGCCACGGCUGCACCGCUUAAUUCAGCCUACACCGCCGAGGAAUUCGAGUUCUACCUAUCGGACUCGGAGUCGAAGCUCUUAUUGACCCCACCAGAAGGCAACAGCUCAGCUCAAGCUGCAGCCUCUAAGCUCAACAUUCGUCAUGCCACAGCUUCACUAUCAGGAACCGAUUCGGAAAUUUCUCUUUCGCUUCCUGGGUCAGGCGCUAUCUCACUGGCACAGCUCACUAACGAGCCAUCCGACGUGGCACUCUUCCUCCACACGUCUGGCACAACAAGCCGACCCAAAGGAGUGCCAUUGACUCAACUCAAUUUGGCUUCUUCUGUUCGAAACAUAAAGGCAAUAUAUAAACUCACUGAGUCAGACUCGACUGUCAUAGUCCUCCCGUUGUUUCACGUUCAUGGAUUAGUGGCCGGAUUAUUGAGCUCACUCGGAGCCGGAGCCGCUGUAGCUCUUCCAGCGGCUGGCCGAUUCUCAGCUUCAACAUUUUGGCAAGAUAUGGUCAAAUACAAGGCCACUUGGUACACUGCGGUCCCCACUAUCCAUCAAAUCAUUCUAGAUCGCCAUUUUAAUAACCCAGAGCCCGUUUACCCGAAGCUUCGAUUCAUCCGGAGCUGUAGCGCGUCCCUUGCACCGGCUAUAUUGGCUAGACUUGAGGAAACUUUCGGCGCGCCAGUAUUGGAGGCAUAUGCAAUGACUGAGGCGACCCAUUUGAUGUCAUCAAACCCGUUACCGGAAGACGGGCCGCACAAGUCCGGGUCGGUGGGAAAACCCGUGGGCCAAGAGAUGGCUAUAUUGGAUGAAAAUGGCGUGCCACAGGCGGCAAAUGUUAGUGGCGAGGUGUGUGUGAGGGGUCCAAACGUGACUAGGGGGUACAAAAAUAAUCCGGAGGCAAAUAAGGUGUCAUUUCAAUUCGGGUGGUUUCAUACCGGAGAUCUCGGGUAUCUUGAUUCGGAUGGUUACUUGCAUCUGGUGGGUCGGAUUAAGGAGCUAAUUAACCGAGGAGGGGAGAAAAUAUCCCCAAUUGAAGUGGAUGCAGUUCUUUUAUCUCAUCCAGACGUUGUUCAAGCAGUUGCUUUCGGAGUCCCUGAUGACAAAUAUGGUGAAGAGAUAAAUUGUGCAAUAAUUCCUAGAGAGGGAACCAAGGUUGACGAGGCGGAGGUAUUGAGGUAUUGCAAGAAGAAUUUGGCAAGCUUUAAGGUUCCUAAGAAGGUGUUUAUCGCCGAUUCUCUACCCAAGACUGCAAGUGGAAAAAUCCAACGAAGAAUUGUAGCUGAGCACUUCCUUGCUCAAAUUUCUACUGCUAAAGUCCCCAAGUUUGGGGCGUAAGAACAAAUUUAGGCGAAGCUAUUAUGUUGUUGUAUCCCAAUUGUCACAUCUAAUUGGUGGAGGAUAAAUGAUCAUGUACUGUGUAAUUUGAUGAUUUAUGUAUAAUACCAUAUUAAUUAUUGUAGAGGCUUGGCUAAAUUUCGAUCGA
Molecule: messenger RNA, 1855 nt
Organism: Jatropha curcas
Lineage: Eukaryota; Viridiplantae; Streptophyta; Magnoliopsida; Malpighiales; Euphorbiaceae
Gene: AAE3
Product: AMP-dependent synthetase and ligase family protein
Biological process (GO): fatty acid metabolic process
Molecular function (GO): medium-chain fatty acid-CoA ligase activity
Source: RefSeq, a predicted model, not a curated record